Punica granatum (pomegranate) is the source of this 1593-nucleotide messenger RNA. The record is from RefSeq and is a predicted model, not a curated record. Lineage: Eukaryota; Viridiplantae; Streptophyta; Magnoliopsida; Myrtales; Lythraceae.
UAGCAGCUGACAACAGUUUUUCACCAUACACAGUGCUACCUGAGUUUGUAUAGGAGAGAUCCGAUACUCGAUAGUCAUCAUCGGUUGGCCCUCGACAGCCGAUGUUACUCGAGCAAGUAUGAUCUGUUGAAGCUAAAUAAUAGAUGGGAGGGGAACGGACGGACUCCAUGUCACCAUUGAAGGUCCAGGUCCUGCCCUUACAUAUAUAGGAUUUUUUGCACGCAAGAUUCCAUGAGAAUCCUCUCUUGAUCUUCUCCAUUUCCUCUAAAACAUAAAUUAAUAAAAACAAUUAUUAUUAUCUGCUAUUUCCUCGCCAUUUUCCGCGAUAAAAUUCUCUUGACUCUCUCAAUCUCUCUCUUAUAUAUCUGUGGAGCAGCUGCUCUUUUGUCAAAAAUAUCCUUAAAACAAUUUCUGAACCGAAAACCUCCCUUUGCACCAUUUUCGGUCCGAUUCAAUCACAAUCCUCCCCGUUUCUUCCCUUUUUAAUUUAGUUGGGACUUGCAAUCAUCAUCCCUUGAACCCGUCCCCCAUCUGAUUUCCCCUGUUUUCCGGCGGACUCUGGCCGUCGGGCGGCUAAGCUAAGACGUCCCCUUUUCUUUCUCCUUCCCCCAGAGAGAAAACCACUCCGCCCCGCCUUCGCCUUCGCCGCCGCCGCCGCCACAGUCCACCGCCCCCGUGGAAGUGCUCUCUCUCUCCUGAAAUUCAUUUCCUCUCUGUCUCUGUCAUUUUCCUCCCCGUAAAGAGUUUUGAUCGGAAAAUUCAACAGUUCCUGAGAAAAAUACAAUCUUGAUUCAAGAACCGACACAUUUGGAGAGAUUGACUUGGGUAAAAGGAAGGGUCUUGAUAAGAAAGGACGAAUCUCUCUCUCUCUGUUUUUUAUUGGGGCUGAAUAGCGGCUCCUUUCCGGCAUGACCCGUCACUUGGUGCUGCGCUUGCCGUCGGUGAACAGGCGGCAGCCCCUGCUCAAAUCCCGUCCAUCCUCCGCCGCCAAGGCCGCCGAGGUGGCGGGAGGGACCACCGCGGAGUGCGCGGCCGUCUGCUGCUGCUGCCCCUGCGUGGUGGCAGGCCUCCUCGUGCUCGCUGUCUACCGGCUUCCCGCCGGGCUGUGUCGACGCGCCCUCCGGCGGAGGCGGCUGCGGCGGCUGUCGAAGCAGGCCAAAGGCGGGAAAUGCAGCAAAUGCUCCUGCGGGUGUGAGGAACACGAGCCCGACAGCGGGGCAGGGAUAACGGUGGAGGAGCUGUUGGAGAUGAAGGCGGAGGAGUCGCCGGAGAUGGAGGAGCUGGAGGAGGAGAUGAGGAAGAAUUUCUACAGCACCGGCUUCUGGAGAAGCCCCUCUCAGACUAAGAGGGAUUGAUUGAAAUUGAUUUGGACUAAUCAUUAGGUUCUUUUCUUGUGAAGCUCUUCUCAAGGCCAAAGAGAGAUCAAUUCUCUCCUCUCUAUGUUGUUGUUGUUUUAUUUUUUUUUGGUAAUUUUUUUCUUUGGCAUUCAAAAUGUAUAAUGGGUGAAGGUUUCUUCUCCGAUGUAAAUUUUGUAAACAUGAACUAUGGAAUGAAUCUUCAGAGUUCAGUGUGCAUGAGGCACGUUGCAAUUUC